Molecule: messenger RNA, 468 nt
Organism: Gongylonema pulchrum
Lineage: Eukaryota; Metazoa; Nematoda; Chromadorea; Rhabditida; Gongylonematidae
Source: the annotation of a GenBank genome assembly
GUACAAAAAGCAGUGGAAUAUCGGUAUCUAAACGAUUAUCCGCAAAAUCUGAAUGAGGCCGAGCAACGACACGUACUUCUCAACAUUGUUUCUGAUCAAAAUUUCGUUGCACCGGCGGCACGUGAAGCGUUGCUCUACGCACGGAACAAUCGUAUUGUGUAUGCGUAUGUUUUUGAGUAUGAAAACGCACAUCUGCUAGCAAAUAUCAGGGCAAGCGGCAUACAAAAAGGUGAUUUCUACAGCAAGCAGAAAAUGACAAAUACCAAUUUCUACACACUGAUUUCAGGGGCAUCGCAUGGUAACGAUUGCUCAUUUAUUUUCAACAAUGCGCUGCUUUCCCACUCAUCAUCUAAUGCAACCCGAUCCGUGAAAUGGAAUGAGGAAGAACAAGAAAUAACCCUUCGACUCAUCAACCAGAUCGCUGACUUCGUCCAUAAAAGGUCAAGAGUCAUGCUGGAUUAUUACUGA